This is a messenger RNA of Drosophila grimshawi, 1431 nucleotides long. Its product is annotated as protein NLRC3. Lineage: Eukaryota; Metazoa; Arthropoda; Insecta; Diptera; Drosophilidae. The record is from RefSeq and is a predicted model, not a curated record. The transcript has 2 exons. Gene Ontology annotation, cellular component: perinuclear region of cytoplasm; nucleus; cytosol. Gene Ontology annotation, biological process: nucleocytoplasmic transport; activation of GTPase activity. Gene Ontology annotation, molecular function: GTPase activator activity; small GTPase binding. Bases 32 to 1189 code for a protein of 385 amino acids.
ACACACAACUACAUAUUUAUAUAAAUCGAAGAUGUGUGACUUGCCUUGCAAUUACGAUCCGUGUUCGUGCAUGCGCACACUUCCCGAAAAGGGUCGUACGUUCACCACACUGUUGCUCCACUGUUGGCAGCGUGAGUACGAUAAGCGUCCGUAUAAAAACUUUCAGUUUCGCCGUUUGGACUUUGAGGAGCGCAUGAAUCGCGGUUACCACUGUAUACGUGAUUUUCGCACCAUUGUAAACUUCCUAAUGCAACGCCGUUUGUUUUCCGUUUCCGUUUGGAGCGUGGUAGUUAGCAAUAAGGAUGUUCGACUGCUGCAGGAUUUUGCACGCUCGCUGCAGAACGUGCCAAGGAUUGAGUUGAGACUCAUGCGACUGCCGCAUGAGUUUUUUGUGAUGCUUCGCCUGAGAGCGCACAUAAUGCAGCUGUCGGAUCUGAGCUUGGAGGGCACAACAUUAUCCUGUAAAGCUGCAAGCAUGCUCAGAGAAUUUUUGCUGGCCAGCAAAACGCUGCACACUCUAAACGUGUCCAGCUGCAGUUUGAGCCAGUAUAAUUUUGCCAUUGUGGCGGAUGGGGUGCACAAGUCCAGCAGCAUGCGCAAUUUCUAUGCUAGCCGUCUAAUUGGGGAGAAUCUAACGCUGGACACUGAGAAGAUUGCGUCGAUUGUGGGCUCGCUGCUAAUGCAAAACAAACUGGUCGAGCUGACAAUGCAGCAAUGCGAAUUUGUUGCCCAGGAUAUGGAGGUGAUAGCUGAAUAUUUGGUUAGUCCAAGAUGUGUGUUGCGUAAACUGAAUCUGGCCUACAAUUUAAUAUCUGCUGACGGGGCCAUGUUCCUCAUGGGUGGCAUUGCGAAAGGUGGCACACUGGAGCUGCUAGACAUUAGCGGCAAUUCGAUUGGGUCCCAUGGCGGCGAGUGGGUGGCCAAAUACUUCAGCUCCUGCUACAUGCUGCAGCAUUUGUAUUUAAAUGACAAUAAGAUCGAUGCCGAGGCCAUCAAUCUUAUACUGCUGACCCUUAAGAAGCCGUGCCGCAUGAAGCGACUGCAGUUGUAUGGCAACCUGUUUGAUGCACGCACUGCAAUGAUUAUGAGACGCCUGCUGGAUGCCAAAGUGGUUCUGCAGGAGGAGAUCGACAUUAGCUACACGUACGACGAGGCGUUGCAGGACUAUCGCAUUGUGCCCUGGCGCUAGAAAUGGGGGUUUCAUGUGUUUUUUGUUCCUAAUGUGCGAUAUUGAAUACAUAAAUCUAUUUAGUGAUGCAAAUAUUUAUUGUGAUGAAGAUUAGAGCAGGCAACUAGCGUUGAGGCAAGGAAAAAGCCUAGAAAGUAAAAUGUUUUGAACACAAACCCGGAGCUAUCGCUUAUGUACAUUUUGAGCAUCACCAAUUUUAGCAACAAUACAAAACCGAUAGUGAAUGCUAAAAAUAAUUGUAA